This is a messenger RNA of Oncorhynchus kisutch (coho salmon), 1832 nucleotides long. RefSeq names its product chemokine (C-C motif) ligand 25a (gene ccl25a). NCBI's taxonomy places the organism in Eukaryota, Metazoa, Chordata, Actinopteri, Salmoniformes, Salmonidae. Gene Ontology annotation, cellular component: extracellular region. Gene Ontology annotation, biological process: immune response. The record is from RefSeq and is a predicted model, not a curated record. The transcript is spliced from 5 exons. Gene Ontology annotation, molecular function: chemokine activity. The coding region runs from base 193 to 501 and encodes 102 amino acids.
GUCACAGGUAAUGCAAUCUCUAAGCUCUGUCUGUGUGACGCUAACUACAUAAGAGCACGUUCCCUUGCACACCCAGCAGAAUCAAAGGAAACAGCAGCAAACUAAAGACAUCCUAUCUCCUUCAGAGUUCUGGUUUGAUUCCACUCUGCACCUCCGGGAACUCUUCACAGAGCCACGACCACACAUCCAGCCAUGCGGUUCAACGUAGUGUUCAUUCUAAUCCUAGCCUGUCUAUGCGUCACGCUGGCCCAAGGUUCCUAUGAAGACUGCUGUCUGAAGUACGUGCGGAGGGUGAAGAAGACCGCUGUGAGGAUGGUGACGAGUUACAGGAGGCAGGAGACGGACGGGGGCUGCAACAUCCACGCUAUAGUGUUCACCAUGAAGAGAGGCAGGUUGUUCUGUGCUGACCCCAGAGAGAAGUGGGUGAAUGAACUGAUGCUGAAGGUUGAAACCAAGAAGAGUAAAAAGCACAUGAAGGGGCUAAAGAAGCGAGGAGGCUAGAAGCUCUGCCUUCGAGACCGUGUCGUCUAUAACCAUUUACUCUGCCAUCCUGCCUGACGAGUCCUGUUGUAAAAUCAGUACGAUUUUCGAUGAUGUCUGGUCAUUGGAGGGACAUUUUUGCUUUUCUACUGCAGAAGACAUCUGCUGCUUUAACAGAGAUCUAACUGGAAAUGCUGCAUACUUUCUGCUACUGUGCAGUUCUGCUAUUCCUUUAACAGACACCCGUACCUGUUGAAGUCAGCCCAGCCAUUCUGUAUGGCUGCAUUUUACUGUAUAGCAAUCCUGUCGGAACCUGUGUGUGUGUGUGCGUGUGUGUGUGUGUGGGUGUGUGUGUGUGUGUUUGUGUGUGUGUGUGUGUGUGUGUGUGUGUGUGUGUGUGUGUGUGUGUGUGUGUGUGUGUGUGUGUGUGUGUGUGUGUGUGUGUGUGUGUGUGUGAGCGUGUGAGUGUGUGUUUGUACAGUUUUUUGUGUGUAGCAUAAAACCAGUGAUGUUAAAAGUACCCAAUUGCCAUAGUUGAGUAAAAGUAAAGAUACCUUAAUAGAAAAUGACUCAAGUAAAAGUGAAAGUCAGCCAGUAAAAUACUACUUGAGUAAAAAUCUAAAAGUAUUUGGUUUUAAAUAUACUUAAGUAUCAAAAGUAAAUGUCAUUACUAAAAUAUAUUUAAGUAUCAAAAGUAAAAGUAAAAUAAUUUAAAAAAUCCUUAUAUUAAGCAACCCGGAUGGCACAGGUUAAUUAUUUAUUUUAUAUAUGGAUAGCCAGGGGCACACUCCAACACUCAGACAUCAUUUACAAGCAACGCAUGUGUGUUUAGUGAGUCCAUCAGAUCAGAGGCAGUAGGGAUGACCAGGGAUGUUCUCUUGAUAAGGGCGUGAAUUAGACAAUUUCCCUGUCCUGCUAAUAAGCAUUUCAAAUGUACUUUUGGGUGUCAGGGAAAAUGUAAGGAGUAAAAAGUACUUUUUUUUCAGGAAUGUAGUGAAGUUAAAGUAAAACCUGUCAAAAAUAUGAAAAGUAAUGUAAAGAUACUCAAAAAUGUAUUUCUACUUAAGUAUUUUUUUUACACCACUGCAUAAAAUCUGGUAUUGCAUUUCACUGUAACGCGUACUACACCUGUUGUAUUCGGCGCAUGUGACAAAUACAAUUGGAUUUGAUUUGUAUUGAACAACAACAACCAACCAUUGCGCCACCAAGUAAAAGUGCCUACAAUUUUUUGAAUGAAAUCUCUUUGCAUUUAUGUUUUGAGACUGUAUAUUUUUUUGUCAAAUGUAUAUUUUUCUCGCUUGUUAUAUCGGUUUUCACUAACAAAUACUAAUAAAGUUGUGUACUGCAUUUCA